GCUGCAUGCCAUGACCUCAUCACACACACACAGGAGGUAAAGGGGGAGGAGCCUGGAGGCGGAGCUGAUGACAUUGACGUUUAACAGCAGGACGAAGCUCCACGUGUGUGAGAAGUCGCUCCUCCUCCCCUCACUCUCAUCCUCCACCCUCACUUCAUGCCUGCACCACGGAGGACACGGUGAGGCGACAACACGGGUGCUGUCGAGGACUCCCGAGAAGAAGAAAAGAUGGCACUCACGUGGCAUCCCACCUGCGUGGCCAGACUUCUGGUGCUGUUCUGGGUCCCACUGUGGCCCCUGGUCCAGGCAGCCUCUGCACCUGAGAACGAGGUCCCACUGCGACCCACCAGGUGGUUACCUGAGGGGAAGAUGACCAGCGUGACUUUACCUGCAGGGCGAACACGCAGGCUUUUCUUCACACUGAGGAAGACCCCCGACUUUGCUGUGACCGUCAGCCCAUGUGGCCCCCCCAUGGAGUGGACCUUGGCGGCCCGCACCCUGAAGGACAAACCCCUCAAAAGUCUGGAGUGGAGCUCAAAGAAAAGCAUGCCCGAGGUGUGGUGGAGGGGUCCUGGGACUGAGGAGAGGAUACACAGCUUUUCCGGCAAUGCCGCGGACACAUACAGCGGGCCCGCGGCCCCCCAUGCAUCCGUCUACAUCCUGAGGCUGCGCUCCAAACAGCAGAGCAGCAGAGCCACAGUGUACCUCCACCAAGGCCCGGGGACCUCAGGGGCCAUCCCUCAGGUCCCGGCUGACCCUCGAGUUCACACCCUGGGAGUGGGGAUGACCAGCGUCACCCUCAGCUGGGUUCCCAGCGCCUCGUUCACAGGUCUCGCUCAGAAGAGCUACGAGUACUGCGUCCUGGUCAACUCUGGCCGCAACUUCCCCAGCGUUUGUGCGGCCCUGGAGAGUUCCAAGAUGGAAGAGGAUAAAAAGAGGACGGAGAAGAAGAAGAGGGUGACGGCGUGGCCCAUCCUGAAGGAAUGGUGGUGGGAGCAGUGGGAGGCGGACUCAGAAGCGGGCGGUGAUCUCCAGUGUGCGUGUCGGGGGACGGAGAGCGUUUGCACCGUCUCCGAUCUCCUGCCCGACACUCGUUAUUACUUUGACGUCUUUGCGAUGGACCGGCUGAACGGCACCAGCGCCGCCUACACGGGGACGGCCGCUCGGACGCACGAGGAGGCGCGGCCGUCCGUCGCCACGCUGAGGGAGGGCGAGCUGAGGUGGGUGACCUUCCACGACAGAGGCUCGGCUACAGAGCAGUUCUUCAGCUUCCGCCCACGUGGCGUGCAGCAGAGCGGCCUGCUCACCCUGCAGAGCUGCGGCGGACGCGACAAAGUCAAAGUCACCGUCUCCAGUAAAGGUCUUGUUCUGACCUCUCAGGCUGUCGGGGAGGAUUUGGUGCAGAUUUGGCUGCAGGGAAGCCCGGUUUAUGUCAUCUCCCUGGAAAGGGAAGGAACGACCGCAGCUAAGACCUCAAGUGUAGCCUUACCUUCAGUCAAAAUGCAGACCUCCUCAGCCUACCACCAAAGAGGGCUCCCGUCCUUGCCGUCCACCUUGCAAGUCAAAUCCUUUAACCGCUUGCGUGGGUGCAAUAGCGUCACGUUAGCUUGGAUGGGCACCGAGGAGAGGAGCCUCUACUGUGUGUACAAGCGAAAGCUUGAAGGGGACGCCUUAACCGCGCCAUGUCUCGGCCCGGAGUCCCGCUCCGAUACAGAGAGGGUCCUCUGCAAGUAUUUCCAGGAGCUGAAUCCGAGGCGGGCGGUCACGACAGCUGUGAUCGGUAGCCUGCAGCCAGGGACAACUUACGUGUUUGACGUCUACCUGAUGAGACGCUGGGGGAUCCCGAUCAAGUAUGCCAGCAAGACGGUCAAGACCAGGAAGGACUGCUGAGAUGCCGCCCCCUAGUGGAGGGCUGUGGAAUAAAGCCUGAGAACGAGGCCAUUAGACUGUAGAGGAGCAAUGGUUGGACCCUCAAAGGAGAGGAGGGUGAUCUCACACCAGCAAAUUCCCAGAAUAUUCCCAACAGAUUGUUGCUUUUCAUCGUCAACCACGAUAACAACGUGGCGCCGGUCCAAGUGCUCGUUUCGGUGCGCGGGUACAAAAAGGACAACAAAAACAACUAGGACCGUGUGCCAAAUAUGCAACAGAAACAGAUGGGCCAAUAAUUGGACGACAUCUGAGACGUUGGAGGGGAGCAGGGGGAGGUUGGAGUGUAUAUAACCGGUACAAUCUACAGAUGCUUACUUCAAAGCGUGUUAUCUUUGUGCUCUGCUCUCGCAUGAAGCAGGAAAAAAAUACUCGUCAUUGUCCUUGAUGUAUUCCCGUGCUGCUUCAAUCACACCAAUAAAUACUGGGGAAUCUGUGCUUUUGGAAAUACUGUACAAAU
Molecule: messenger RNA, 2386 nt
Organism: Nerophis lumbriciformis (worm pipefish)
Lineage: Eukaryota; Metazoa; Chordata; Actinopteri; Syngnathiformes; Syngnathidae
Gene: ndnfl
Product: neuron-derived neurotrophic factor, like
Molecular function (GO): protein binding; heparin binding
Source: RefSeq, a predicted model, not a curated record